Molecule: messenger RNA, 3305 nt
Organism: Arvicola amphibius (Eurasian water vole)
Lineage: Eukaryota; Metazoa; Chordata; Mammalia; Rodentia; Cricetidae
Product: schlafen family member 9-like
Exons: 5
Coding region: 165-2900 (911 amino acids)
Biological process (GO): defense response to virus
Molecular function (GO): tRNA binding
Source: RefSeq, a predicted model, not a curated record
UAGAAGGAUUGCUUUAAGUAGUUGAGUAGGACCACCGCCAAACCCACGCCAGAACCAGCGCUGCUCCACUGACCUUACAGGCAGCUACCCAAUCUACCACUGGAACGCCACCCCACAAGCAGGAUUUGUGCCAGAGGCCGCGUUCUAGAAGGAAAAGGACCAACAUGAAAAGAAAUCUCUCCUUAGAAGUGAUAAAGUCUCACCCAGACUUGGUCAUCCGUGUAAAAGAUGUGACUCUCGGUGAAAAAAACCGAAAUAAUAUGAACCUGGAGAAGAAAGAGCUGGAGAAGACAAGAGUUACAGAGGCUGUCUAUGCUCUGUUAAACUCCGGAGGAGGAGUGAUUGAGAUACAAAUGGCCAACAAGAGUGAGCAGCCUGUGGAGAUGGGACUGGAUUUGGAAGACUCUUUGAGAAAGAUUAUCCAGUCUUCUGAUCUGCACACUUUUUUUGAGACCCAGCAACGAGGGGACCAUUUUUACAUUUUUGUUAAAUCUUGGAAUUGUGGCCUUGAAGACAGUUCUGCUAAACCUCGCAUUUGUACCCAAAACUCUUCCUUGCACCGUAGAUCUGAAACUUCAGUGAUUCUCAUGAAUUCAACAGAAGCAUUUGCAUUUCUAAAGGGGAAGAAGAGUGUUGGGUGUGGCCUGACUGAUGGAGGAGUGCCACCUGUUAAAAUUCCCAGAGUUAUGCAUCAAAACAGCCUUGAAUCAGAUCCUGCUUUUGAAAUUUUCCAAAGUGAGAAACUCGAAUAUGGUCAAAUCUUGCCUUUUCCUGAAUCUACACAAGUAGAGUUUAAACAAUUCUCUGAAAAAAAGGUUCCAAACAAAAUUAAAAAAAUAAUUCCAGAGUAUGUCUCCGCAUUUGCAAACACCUGCGGAGGCUACCUUUUCAUUGGUGUGGAGAACGAGACUAGGAAGGUCCUGGGAUGCCCAAAAGACAAUGUUUCCCGUGAGUCUUUGGAAAGAGCAGCAAAUGAAGCAAUAUCUAAGUUGCCAGUUUUCCAUUUUUCAUCAUCUGAAGAAAAGGUGUCUUACAAGACCAGAGUCAUAGACGUGUUUCAUGAAGGGAAUUUGUGUGGUUAUCUCUGUGCGAUCAAAGUGGAGGCUUUCUGCUGUGCAGUGUUCUCAGAAGCUCCCACUUCAUGGAUGGCAGACAAGGAGAACGAUGUCAUCUACAGACUGACUACUAAGGAAUGGGUAGGCAUGCUGAUGGCUGCUGAUCCAGAGGCAGCUUCCAAUCAGUCAUCUUCCCUUGGUAACCUGUGUGAAGAUUUUGAGUGUCAGCUGAGUCUCUCCAACAGUCCUCCACGCUGCAGGCCAGUGUAUUCUAAGAAAGGACUGGAGCAUAAAGUUGACCUCCAAAAGCAUUUAUUUCCAGUGUCACCAGGAUGUUUGAAAUAUACUCCUGAAUCCCUCUGGAAGGAGCUGUGCUCACAGAAUAAGGGACUGGAGGACUUAUUAAGCCAGCAAAUGCACUCUGUCCCCUGUGGUCUGCUGAUCCUCUCUAGAAGCUGGGCUGUGGACCUGAACUUGGAAGAGAGGCAGGGAGUCAUCUGUGAUGCCCUGCUGAUUGCAGAGGAUAGCCGUCCCACCCUCUACACCAUCCUUGGGCAGCAGGAUGAGGGGGCACAGGACUACUGUGCCCACACUGCCUACACUCUCAAGAAGAAGCUAGUGAACACUGGUGGCUACACUGGGAGGGUGUGCGUCAUGACCAAGGUUCUCUGCCUGGAAUCCAAGAGCAGUGUAGAGACCAGUGUGGGGUCACCCUCUCCUAUAGAUUAUCCACGCUCCUACAACCUUGCAAACACCCAGGAAAUGGAAGCCUUGCUGCAGGCGCUUGUGAUUGUCUUGCUCAACUUCAGAUCUUUCUUGAGUGACGAGCUUGGCUGUGAAAUUUUGAAUCUUCUCACAGCCCAACAGUAUGAGAUAUUCUCAAAAAAUCUCCGUAAAAACAAGGAACUGUUUGUGCACGGCUUACCAGGGUCGGGCAAGACAGUGAUGGCCAUCAAGAUCAUGGAAAAGAUCAGAAACACAUUUCACUGUGACACAGACAGAAUUCUCUACAUCUGCGAGAAUCAGCGCCUGAGGGACUUGAUCAGGGCAAAAAAUAUUUGCCAGGCAGUGACCAGGAAAACUUUCAUGAAAAUUGAGUUUGAGACAGACAUGAUCCAACACAUCAUUGUUGAUGAAGCCCAGAAUUUCCGCACUGAAGAUGGGGACUGGUAUGAGAAGGCAAAGCUCAUCACUCAGAGAAAGAAAGAUUGUCCUGGAAUUCUCUGGAUCUUUCUGGACUAUUUUCAGACCAGCCACAUGCAAGAGAGUGGCCUCCCACAUUUCUCACGCCAGUAUCCAAAGGAAGAGCUCACAAGAGUAGUACGCAAUGCAGAUAAAAUAGCUGAGUUCUUACAAGAGAAGUUACAGGAAAUCAGAAAUAACCCUCCAUUCAGGAUCCCUCCCGAGUCCCUGGAGAUGCUCAAUGAAUUUACCUGGGCUCAUGGUGUACCAGGCACCUUUGAGCUCAAACACUUGAGCUUGAGAGAUAUGGUGAACUAUGUAGCAAACAAGUGCAAUUCUUUCUUGAGGAAUGGCUACUCUCCCCACGAUAUCGCUGUGCUUUUCAGCACGGAAGAGGAAAUGAAUAAAUAUAAACAUCAGUUCCUGAAAGAAAUGAGGAAGAGGAGAGUGUCUCAGAUGGAGGAUGUGUUUGUCUAUCCUCUUGAUAUGUUUGACAGCAUCCGUCGAUUCUCAGGCCUGGAAAGAAGCAUUGUGUUUGGCAUUAACCCCCAUUCAGUUGAACGGGGCAUUUCCUGCAACCUAUUGCUCUGCUUGGCUUCCAGAGCAAGGAAACAUCUGUCUAUUCUGAUGUUUCCUGAUUAUUCUACCUCUAUCAGGAUGUAACUCAGUAGCUGAAUGGGAUGCAUGAGGUCCUAGGUUCAUUCUCUAGGCAAAACCUAGUUGAGGCUUUUCAGUACAAGAAGAAAGAUAAAGAUACAACAAAACUCUUGUCCUACAGUUUCAGAAAAUGUUGGCAAAAACAUUCAUUGGGCACCAAAACUCACUGUGGAUCUGAGGCUGACAACAAAGUUGAAGAAAAGACUUGGAAAAAUAAUGUACAUUUUAUAUAUGCUGUGAAAAUAUUGAAACCACAAGGUUCGAAACUAGAUAAAACCAAUAUAGUAAGCCAUAUCUGAUUUUUAAAACAGGCUUAGACUUUAAAUUGACAAAUAUAUUUAUGAAAAUUUAAUGCAUUUACAAGUUUAAAGGUAAAGACUAAAACAACCGGUCUCCAAAGAGAAAACCUAG